Nanorana parkeri is the source of this 1464-nucleotide messenger RNA. It is a transcript of the gene TENT5B, whose product is annotated as family with sequence similarity 46 member B. The record is from RefSeq and is a predicted model, not a curated record. Gene Ontology annotation, biological process: mRNA stabilization. NCBI's taxonomy places the organism in Eukaryota, Metazoa, Chordata, Amphibia, Anura, Dicroglossidae. The coding region runs from base 33 to 1262 and encodes 409 amino acids. The transcript has 2 exons. Gene Ontology annotation, molecular function: RNA binding; poly(A) RNA polymerase activity.
UCGCAUCUUCACACAGCACACCGGGCGAGUGAAUGUCAGCAGACCGCGGAGAGCUCCGUGCGCCCACCAUGUCCACCCAGCCGGCGGCCGACACCCCGUUCCAGUCGCCGAGAUUCAGCGUCCUCUCGUGGCCGCAGGUCCGCCGCCUGGAUGCCAUCCUCGGGGAGACGGUGCCCAUCCACGGACGAGGGAACUUCCCCACCCUGUCGUGCCGGCCUCGUCACCUGGUGCAGUUGGUUCGAAGUCGUCUGCAGCAAAAGGGUAUUGUAGUUCACAAUGUACGACUAAAUGGCUCUGCUGCUAGUCAUGUGCUGCAUGAAGAUAUUGGACUGGGAUAUAAGGAUUUGGACCUUAUAUUUGUUGUUGACUUGAAAGGGCCUGAUGCAUUUCAGGUGGUGAAGCAUGCAGUGCUGGAUUGCCUCUUGGACUUCCUUCCUCCUGGGGUUAACAAGGAGAAGAUCACACCAAUGACUUUAAAGGAAGCUUAUGUACAGAAACUGGUUAAGGUUUGUACUGAAAGUGAUCGAUGGAGUCUGAUAUCUUUAUCCAAUAACAAUGGAAAAAACAUGGAGUUAAAGUUUGUUGACACUCUAAGACGUCAGUUUGAGUUUAGCGUUGACUCAUUCCAGAUCAUACUUGAUUCAAUGCUUUUAUUCAACCAGUGUUCAGAAGCACUGAUGUCUCAAAGCUUCCAUCCCACUGUGACUGGGGAGAGCAUGUAUGGAGACUUUGAGGAAGCCAUGGACCACUUGCGCAACAAGAUAAUUGCUACACGUAACCCAGAGGAGAUAAGGGGAGGUGGACUUCUUAAAUACUGCAACUUGUUGGUCCGUGGAUUCAAACCAAAAUCAGAAGUGGACAUGAAAACGAUGCAGCGGUACAUGUGUUCUCGGUACUUCAUAGAUUUCCCAGAUAUAAGAGAACAGUUAAGAAAACUAAAAUGCUAUCUGCAGGACCACUUUGUGGGCAUGGAGGACAAGCGUUACGAUUGCUUGAUGACCCUUCAUAAUGUGGUGAAUGAAAGCACAGUAUGUUUAAUGGGACAUGAGAGGCGCCAGACUUUGACACUAAUUGCCUCUUUAGCACUUCAGGUACUAUCUGAACAGAAUGUUGCCCCAGCGAUCCCAAACUUUACCUGCUACUACCAGCCAGCCCCAUUCAUGGGUAAUGGGAACUACAACAGCUACUAUUUUACGCCUUUACAGCCUGUUGUGUCCUGCAGUCACUCCUCAUACCAAACAUGGCUCCCAUGCUGCAACUGACAUGCACACUGAGCAGUGACUGGGGUAUAUGCUCUGCCUGCUGGUCUCCUAAUCAAAAUAGAAAAACCUACAUUUUGUGUGUUAUUAAAGUGGUAACUUGUUAUAGUGUUGGCUGGAGAUCAUAAAGCAUUCAUUUUGCCAUAUACUCCAGUCUCUCAUCAAACUGAACUUACUGAAGGACUACCGUUUGGUAUUCUCAAAU